Molecule: messenger RNA, 2121 nt
Organism: Grosmannia clavigera kw1407
Lineage: Eukaryota; Fungi; Ascomycota; Sordariomycetes; Ophiostomatales; Ophiostomataceae
Product: heat shock protein 90
Exons: 2
Coding region: 1-2121 (706 amino acids)
Biological process (GO): protein stabilization; protein folding; cellular response to heat
Cellular component (GO): protein-containing complex; plasma membrane; cytosol
Molecular function (GO): ATP-dependent protein folding chaperone; ATP binding; ATP hydrolysis activity
Source: RefSeq, a predicted model, not a curated record
AUGUCUGGAGAGACUUUCGAGUUCCAGGCUGAGAUUUCUCAGCUGCUUUCUCUCAUUAUCAACACUGUCUACUCGAACAAGGAGAUCUUCCUCCGCGAGCUUGUGUCCAAUGCCUCUGAUGCUCUGGAUAAGAUUCGGUACGAGUCGUUGUCCGACCCCAGCAAGCUUGACUCAGGCAAGGAUCUCCGGAUCGACAUUAUCCCUGAUCAGGAUGCCAAGACCCUCACUAUCCGUGAUACCGGUAUCGGUAUGACUAAGGCGGAUCUCGUCAACAACCUGGGUACUAUUGCUCGGUCUGGUACCAAGCAGUUUAUGGAGGCCCUCACAGCUGGUGCCGAUAUCUCCAUGAUUGGCCAGUUCGGUGUCGGUUUCUACUCUGCAUACCUGGUGGCCGACCAGGUCAAGGUCAUCUCCAAGAACAACGAUGACGAGCAGUACGUCUGGGAGUCCAGCGCCGGUGGCACUUUCACCAUCGCCACCGACACUGAGGGCGAGCCCCUCGGUCGGGGUACCAAGAUCAUCCUCCACCUGAAGGAUGAGCAGAUGGAGUACCUCAACGAGUCCAAGAUCAAGGAGGUCAUCAAGAAGCACUCCGAGUUCAUCUCCUACCCGAUCUACCUUCACGUCAAGAAGGAGACCGAGAAGGAGAUUCCCGAUGAGGAUGCUGUCGAGGAGGAGACCACCGAGGAGUCGGACGACAAAAAGCCCAAGAUCGAGGAGGUCAGCGAUGAUGAGGAUGGCAAGGAGAAGGAGAAGAAGCCCAAGACCAAGAAGGUCAAGGAGACCACAAUCGAGGAGGAGGAGCUCAACAAGCAGAAGCCCAUCUGGACGCGCAACCCCCAAGACAUCACCCAGGAGGAGUACGCUGCCUUCUACAAGUCGCUCACCAACGAUUGGGAGGAUCACCUGGCUGUCAAGCACUUCUCUGUUGAGGGUCAGCUCGAGUUCCGCGCCGUUCUGUUCGUUCCCAAACGUGCUCCCUUUGACCUGUUCGAGACCAAGAAGACCAAGAACAACAUCAAGCUGUACGUGCGCCGUGUCUUCAUCACCGACGACGCCACCGACCUGGUGCCGGAGUGGCUUAGCUUCGUCAAGGGUGUUGUUGACUCUGAGGAUCUCCCUCUGAACCUGUCGCGUGAGAUUCUCCAGCAGAACAAGAUCAUGAAGGUCAUCAAGAAGAACAUUGUCAAGAAGUCGAUUGAACUCUUCAACGAGAUCGCCGAGGACAAGGAGCAGUUCGACAAGUUCUACGCUGCCUUCUCCAAGAACCUCAAGCUGGGCAUCCACGAGGACUCCCAGAACCGCCCGGCUCUGGCCAAACUCCUGCGUUUCAACUCGACCAAGUCUGGCGAUGAGCUGACGUCUCUGUCUGACUACAUCACGCGCAUGCCUGAGCACCAGAAGAACAUCUACUACAUUACUGGCGAGUCGAUCAAGGCUGUCACGCGUUCUCCCUUCCUGGACUCCCUCAAGGAGAAGGGCUUCGAGGUGCUGUUCCUCGUCGACCCCAUUGACGAGUACGCCAUGACUCAGCUCAAGGAGUUUGAGAGCAAGAAGUUGGUUGACAUCACCAAGGACUUCGACCUCGAGGAGACCGAGGAGGAGAAGACGUCCCGCGAGGCCGAGGAGAAGGAGUACGAGGGCCUUGCCAAGGCGCUCAAGAACAUUCUCGGCGACAAGGUCGAGAAGGUUGUCGUCUCCCACAAGCUGGUUGGCGCACCCUGUGCCAUCCGCACCGGCCAGUUCGGCUGGUCUGCCAACAUGGAGCGUAUCAUGAAGGCUCAGGCUCUCCGUGACACGUCCAUGUCGAGCUACAUGUCGUCCAAGAAGACGUUUGAGAUCUCGCCCAAGAACUCCAUCAUCAAGGAGCUCAAGAAGAAGGUUGAGACUGACGGCGAGGACGACAAGACGGUCAAGUCCAUCGUGCAGCUGCUCUUUGAGACCUCGCUGCUGGUUUCGGGCUUCACCAUUGACGAGCCUGCCAGCUUCUCCGAGCGCAUCCACAAGCUGGUGUCCCUCGGCCUGAACAUCGACGAGGAGCCGGAAACCGAGGCCGCUCCGACCGACGCUGGCGCGUCUGCUGCCGAGACUGGCGACAGCGCUAUGGAGGAGGUGGACUAA